CGCUGAGUUUGGGGCCGUGGAGCGUCGUCGCCAUGCGCUUGAGAUCAUUCUACCUGGCUGCAGUAUAUUUCACAUCUUUAGCAAUUCAAAGACACGCCGAAUCCACACAUUUACCCGCAACUAUUGGGAACGAUGGAUCGCUCGAGGUGGUCACACAUAAAACAUACAAUGUUGAUGAAGAUUUCAGUCUAUUAAUUGAUGUGCCUUGUCAUAAAAUGGAACGACUCUGCAGAAAUUCCACAAAGUUCACGAAUCGCCAAUCGAGUGAUGGAGAAUUUUCACUGCGCUUUAUGGAUGAGAUAGCUGGAGAAAUUGAUAUUAUUGAAGAUAAGAAAGACACCAUCUUCUCGCGUGAUCGAUUGAAGAAAAUGUUUAUUCCCAUGCUCCUGAUCCUCAAGCUGUUUAAGCUUAAAUUGCUCCUGCUUCUUCCCUUUAUCUUUGGCUUGGCAAGCUUUAAGAAGAUCUUGGGAUUCAUUAUCAUCAUCAUACCGGCAAUUUUGGGAUUCUUGAAGCUUCAGAGCUUGCAGCAAAUGUCACAGAUGAACUACAACACAGCAGGGUUGCAUAUGCAGUAUUCACCCCAAGGGAUUGGUGGACUCAGCUACUACCCUCAUCAUCCACAUUUUCACAGAAAAUCCGAUACAUUCAGACCAGAGGAUCAUCGGAAUCCUCAAUCACGACGACCAUCCUACCAUCCUGACUACAAUUCUUCGUCAGAUAUGCGCUAUCCCGACUCAUACGUAGCCAUUGCAGGGAAUCGUGUUCCAAGUGCCAGAUCCAAAUUAAAUCGCUGAAAUUGAGGAUGAUUCAGCGAACAAAUAGAAUUGCGAAAAAGUUGGUGGAAGAGAAAGAAUUAAUUUAAGAGAUCAUUCAUAUUUAUUUUGCUCAUUGUCUGUCUCUUGUAAAUAACAUUUAUAAUCAUACAUAUACUACGGGUAUAUAUACACAUUACAUUUCUUGAUGAAAUAUUGCUUUAGGAAUAUCUUUGUCAAUUGCAUGCAAUCAAUUGAGAAAUUACGUUUUUAGCAAAUAUUUCAGGUUUUUUUUCUCAAAUGGAAAAGACUCAACCGAAUUUUCAUUUUAAUUUGCUUCAAGACAGCCGAGACAGGGUAAGCUUUUUGAGAAAUUGCAUUUAUAAAUUUUAAUUUAUUUUAAGAUAAUUUAUAAAGUAAAAAUAAAUAAAUAAAUUAUUAUUGUCUACUGUCUUUUAGUCCACUACUCCAGCGAUGAUCUUUGCUGUGAGGUCUUAUCGGUCUUGUCAACGUGAGAUGUUUUCGAGGGGGUGUGGAAAGCAAGGAAAAUCUCUCUCUCUCUCUCUCUUUGGAAAAUGCUGAUGGUGUUCUUUGGUUAAUUUUACUGCGUAACUUUGGUUUUUUUUUCUUCAUCCACGUGGUCAUCAUGACGAGCUUUCUUUUUUUUAGGAAGACCCAAUUGGACUUCUAUAGGUGUAAAUUGGACUCCUCUGAGCGACAAGAGUGUAGUACAUGGGUUUUC
Molecule: messenger RNA, 1494 nt
Organism: Lutzomyia longipalpis
Lineage: Eukaryota; Metazoa; Arthropoda; Insecta; Diptera; Psychodidae
Gene: Osi2
Exons: 5
Coding region: 33-794 (253 amino acids)
Source: RefSeq, a predicted model, not a curated record